AUGGAUAACUCUGCAAACAUGCAUAAUGAUCAUUUGGGUGUGAACAAAAUGGGGAAAAAUAUAAGGAAGAGUCCUUUGCACCAACCCAAAUUUGGUAAUAAUGACGCCAGGCAACAACCUCAGCCUCAGGUGUACAAUAUAAGCAAGAAUGACUUCCGGAACAUUGUUCAGCAGCUUACCGGUUCGCCAUCGCAAGAACCUUUGCCUAGACCUCCCCAGAAUCCGCCAAAGCCCCAAAGUAUGCGGUUGCAGAGAAUUCGACCUCCCCCAUUAGCACCUAUCAACAACAGACCGUUAAACACACCUCCAGCUCCUCUUCCUGCUGGCCCACCACAGGUUCCCUACAAUAAUAACUUCGUUAGGCCUCCUCAGUUUGGACAUCCAUCACCUACACCAAUGCCACCAUUUCCACAUGGAGAUUCAAUGUGGCAAAGUACAGCUGAAUCUCCUAUCUCAGCAUAUAUGCGGUACCUUCAGAGUUCAAUGUUAGAUCCAACUCCAAGGGGCAACCAACCUCAGCCUCAACCACAAGUUCCAGGUCAAAUGCAGUCUCAGCCACCAUCAACCGGUUUACUUCCUAACCCAUCCGUAUCUGCUCACCCACCCCCGAGAAUGAAUGCCCCUGGGGCACAUGCGCCUAAUCUACAGCAUCCACAGAUGAAUGGUCCUCCCCUCUUACCGUCACCAACUUCACAGUUUUUAUUGCCAUCCCCAACGGGUUACAUGAACUUGUUGUCUCCACGGUCACCUUAUCCAUUGCUUUCACCUGGGAUGCAGUUUCCUCCACCCUGGACCCCCAAUUUUCAGUUCUCUCCAAUGGGCCAAUCAGGGCUAUUAGGUCCAGGGCCUCAACCCCCACCUUCUCCUGGCGUUUUGUUUCCAUUGUCUCCUUCAGGGUUUUUCCCCAUUUCAAGUCCAAGAUGGAGGGAUCAUCACUAGUUGGCACAACAUUGUUAAGCAUGUGAGUCCAUACAUUCCCUUGUGCUCUUUCUUAAUGUGGACUCGUCGACUACUUCUAGGAGCUUCUUUGUGAAAAAUAUAUUGUAUACUGGUAGCGUAAGUGGCUUUUCGGGCUACCUGUAAUGUUCGCUUCUCUUUUCUUUAUUUUUCUUUUGUUGACACCUUCUCUGCAGCUUUUUUGAAUCUUGAAUCUGUAUCAGCUCAUAUCUUUUCGUCUAA
Messenger RNA from Pyrus x bretschneideri (Chinese white pear), 1179 nucleotides. RefSeq names its product protein HAIKU1-like. The record is from RefSeq and is a predicted model, not a curated record. NCBI's taxonomy places the organism in Eukaryota, Viridiplantae, Streptophyta, Magnoliopsida, Rosales, Rosaceae. Bases 1 to 939 code for a protein of 312 amino acids. The transcript has a single exon.